GCAAACCCGUCGCAAACUCCGCACCUCACCGCGCCUGCCCCCGGAGCGCCUGCCGUGAAGCGCGGCGGGCAAGAUGGCGGCGCCGUGGGCCCUUGGCGCGGGUGGUGCCUGGGUGCGCCGUCUCCUCGGCUGGGCGCGGCCGGAGAGGUGGCUAGCAUCCAGUAGCCUUUUUCCUCUGUCAUGCAUCCACACAAGCACAUCUCUGCAGAAAAUUGGGAAGUGGGAGAAAAAGAACAGGAUUGUUUACCCUCCGCAGCUGCCUGGGGAACCUCGGAGACCAGCUGAAAUAUAUCACUGUCGGAGGGAAAUAAAAUAUAGCAAAGAUAAGAUGUGGUAUCUGGCAAAACUGAUAAAAGGAAUGUCCAUUGAUCAGGCUCUUGCUCAGCUGGAAUUUAGUGAUAAAAAGGGAGCAAAGGUGAUCAAAGAGGUCCUGUUAGAAGCGCAGGAAAUGGCAGUAAGAAAUCACAAUGUGGAAUUCAAAUCAAAUUUACAUAUAGCUGAGUCAACAGCAGGCAAAGGCCGCUAUAUGAAGCGGAUUCGUUACCAUGGCAAAGGCAUGUUUGGCAUCAUGAAAAUCGUCAGGUGCCAUUACUUUGUGAAGUUGGUGGAAGGUCCUCCUCCUCCUCCAGAGCCACCAAAGACUGGUUUUGACCAAGCAAAAGAAUAUGUGCAGCAGCUGCGAAGCAGAACCCUUAUUCAUACACUGUGACAAACUUUUGUGACUGUAUAGGUAUGGGAAAAUCUUGGAAAAGCAGCAAGAGAUGUUACUUUUUCUGAGUUACAUGGACCACGGCAUUCAAGCUCUAACCUGGACUAUACAAUCUAGAAUAUCCGGUGCUGUUAUAAAGCUUGUAAGGAGCUGUGGUUGUCCUCACAUAAGACAGUUGCAUGAAUUUAAGGUUGGGUCUUUUAUUGUAAAAAAUGCGUGCUUGAUAUUCACGUUGCAAGAUCAAGACCUGGAUUAAAAUUACUAAAAUUUGACAACUUAAAGUAGUUACAGUGUUGGAAGAAAACAAGUAACAAUAAUAGCUGAGAUUAUCAGGCAUCGAUUUAUAGUUUCUUGAUCUGGGCUUUAGUGCUCUUUCUGUACAGUUGCUGUUGUGCAUCUUCAGCAUUGUGUGUGGGAGUGGGGAGUAAGUCAUUUAAAUAUCAGGUUUUGACGGAGUCAGUAGGUGGCAAUGUUUAGUUUGUCAAGAGAAGGAAGUGGUGGUGAAAACUUAAAACACGAUGAAACUGUUCUUGAUUCUGACCAUGGCAUUAAUAGUCUGAUAUGUGCAUGGAGUUCAGGUUGUUCUCUGGAAACUCAGUAUGGGUAACAGGCACAAUAUGGAAAAAAGCUUGUCUUGGUGAAGAGUGAACUAAUUAUUCUACACGGUCUGGAAACAAAUUGCUUUUGUAGUGUUGAGGCAAGUAAAAUGCUCCUUGGAUUUAA
Molecule: messenger RNA, 1432 nt
Organism: Falco peregrinus (peregrine falcon)
Lineage: Eukaryota; Metazoa; Chordata; Aves; Falconiformes; Falconidae
Gene: MRPL22
Product: mitochondrial ribosomal protein L22
Exons: 8
Coding region: 74-709 (211 amino acids)
Biological process (GO): translation; ribosome assembly
Cellular component (GO): ribosome; mitochondrial large ribosomal subunit
Molecular function (GO): structural constituent of ribosome
Source: RefSeq, a predicted model, not a curated record